Messenger RNA from Macrosteles quadrilineatus (aster leafhopper), 2054 nucleotides. RefSeq names its product tetratricopeptide repeat protein 8-like. Gene Ontology annotation, cellular component: ciliary basal body; non-motile cilium; BBSome. The record is from RefSeq and is a predicted model, not a curated record. Lineage: Eukaryota; Metazoa; Arthropoda; Insecta; Hemiptera; Cicadellidae. Gene Ontology annotation, molecular function: protein binding. Gene Ontology annotation, biological process: non-motile cilium assembly. Bases 352 to 1848 code for a protein of 498 amino acids. The transcript has 10 exons.
AUUGUUGAUAUUGUAAAUCGGUAUCAUAUUCACUUGGGAUAGGUUAAUCAUUGAAAGUGAAAACUUGUGAAACAUAAAUGUUUAAUGACAAUCUAGGCCUAAACAGAAAUAUAUAUUUUUAGGUUUACAUUUACAAUAAGUUUGUUUUGUUUUUUAAAAUCUUAGUUCCAACUUUUGUUUAAUAGUUUUUAUUAAAUAUCAUUUUUAUUUUUGGUUCGCGAUUAAAGCCAAGUUAUAGAUACAUAAGUUACCGUAGCCUACAUAUUCAAAUAUCCAAAAUGGGCCAAUUCGAUAUUCAAGGCUAGAUAGAUUUAUCAUCAUUAUCAGUUCAUAGUCUACCCAAUUAUUCACAUGGAUCCAUUUUAUGAAGCACUCAGUCUUUUCCGUAGGCAGAAAUUUGAAGAUUGCUGUACAAAAUGUACAGAGCUUCUAGAACUCAACCCAAGAGACCAGGCUAUUUGGGCAUUGAAAAUGAAGGCUUUGACCGCUCAGAUCAUGGUUGAUGAUAUUGAAGCUGAGGAAGAAGGUAUUGCUGAGACCGCUUUUGACAUGGACACACUAGCUCAAGCUCCUCGACCUGGCACUUCACUGCGCACUGCUGCCAACCCCCAGACCACUGGACAGGGCUUUCGGCCCCGAGGAGAGACAGGUCGGCCAGUGAGUGGAGUCGUCCGGCCAAACACUCAGAGUGGUCGAGCUACCAGUUUAGAAGCUGCGUUGAGAACCCCUCGUACCGCUCGGUCUGCGCGGCCAUCCACUUCACAAAACGCUCGAACUGUCCGGCUUGGCACUGCCUCCAUGAUGAGUCAGCCAGAUGGUCCUUUUAUUCAGGUCGCUAGACUUAAUCUGCCAAAGUAUGCUGCCGACGAAAAGCUAGCCAAACCUCUGUUUCAAUACAUUUUCUAUCAUGAAAAUGAUGUCCGCAACGCUUUGGACCUAGCUGUUGAAGCCACCAAAGCAGCUCAGUUCAAGGACUGGUGGUGGAAAGUACAGUUAGCUAAAUGUUAUUUUCUGCUCGGACUCUUGCGAGAUUCAGAACAGCAACUUCGUUCUGCCCUUAAACAACAACCUACGAUUGAAGGAUUCCUGCGCAUCGCAAGAGUUUACAUCCGUUUAGACCAGCCUCUCAGCGCAGUAGAUAUUUGUCGAUCUGGUUUGGAAAUAUUUCCCAAUGAGGUCACGUUGAUGACGGAAAUUGCAAGAGUCCUAGAGGGUCUCAACAAUAUUCCAGCUUCAGUGAAGUACUACAAGGAGAUUCUUCAAAAAGAUGCCACUAACAUAGAAGCAAUUGCUUGCAUCGCAGUGAACCACUUUUAUGGCGACCAACCCGAAGUUGCCCUGAGAUUUUACAGGAGGCUGCUUCAGAUGGGUCUGUACAACACCGAGUUGUUCAACAAUCUUGGUUUGUGUUGCUUCUACUCACAGCAGUAUGAUAUGACUGUCAGCUGUUUUGAGCGAGCUCUCAGUCUCGCCAUAGAUGAAACGGCAGCAGACGUUUGGUACAAUAUUGCCAAUAUUGCAAUUGCCUUGGGAGACUUGAAGCUGGCCUCUCAGUGUCUGCGACUAGUGUUGUCUGUUGACUCUAGUCACGCCCCCACCUACAACAACCUCGGUGUGUUGGAAUACAGGCGGGGCAACACGUCCCAGGCGAGGGCUAUGUUCCAGGCGGCAGGUGCUCUCGCCCCCUACCUCUACGAACCUUUCUACAAUGGCGCUCUUAUUGACAAUGGGGUUGGUGACCUCCAAUCCAGUUAUGUGGCUGUGCAGAAAGCACUUCAGGCUUACCCAGGUCACAAAAGUUCAGCUGACUUGCUCAAUGACCUAAAGAAGCAUUUUAACAACAUCUAAACUAGAUGUAGUAGCUCUAGAUGCCGUUGGCCAUCUGUAAAUAUGAGGCUUGUUCGUUGAUUGAGAUCACGAACAAGCUCUUGUGGCUAAGCAAGCUAUUUCAAAUCUGAGAUCAGCUCCGUGGUUUUUUCACUUCAUCCACUACUAUUCCAGCUGAUUCCCACCCCUCUACAAGUUUCGUUAGAGGAGCCGAAAACUAUAUGACA